AAUGAGAUACAUGACUAGAUGCAAAAUGAGACAAAAGCACAACAGAUGUUACAGAUGCUGAUAAGAAACACGAGCUUACUAUUGACCAGUAUCAGCAAAGGUGUCCGAGAGAAACCUCGCACCGUACGUCUGCGUGUCUGGGCUCUUUUGCGCAGUGUUCACUCAGGCUGUGCACGUUGUGCUCAAGAACAGAGACAUCGUGUUGCUGUUGUCAGCUGAUGACGAUCGGCGUCCUGUCGCCGCCUCCUGUGCGCCCUUUAAGCGUCUCCCCGUCGCGUAUCAAGCGGCGUGCCGGUAAGGACAAAUGGAACGUAGAUCAUCGGUGGCGGGAGCGCGCAGGCGUUUGGUAGACCAUUCAGCAUGAAAGGACACACAGAGUGGGCGGGAACGCAAAUCAUUUGAAUUUUGACAGCAGUGGGACAUAGGACAUGGCAGCAUUGUCACGGUUUAUAGGCUUUAGCGUUAAAAUCCGUCGGAAAGAUGAGACAUCUGGUGGACCACAUCUGGAUUCACACAAAAAGGUGAGCGUCAGCUUGGAGGUUAGCUAAUGCUGCCACACUUCGUAACUUAGCAUACUGACAGUGCUGCACACAAAGCUAACGUUGGCCAACACACACUUCUGGGAGUAAAUGCCCCAGGACCUCAUGCCUUUACCCCAGAGCGCUUUUCGGUGUGUACAGCAUAUGACGCGCUCUGUCCUGAGACCCUGGAGUUAGAUCAGGAGAUCUCAGAAAGGGCAACAGAGGAGGGAUCCCCCUUACAGCAUGGACAGGACAUGGAUGUCACGUGUACAGAAUAAAUCAGCAUAACAGGGUACAGUGUGGACACUGACAGAACCAUGUGUUUCAACUUCCAGGUGCUGCCAAAGAGACGAGUCACAUGACCUCUGCCGGGCCAGGGGCCAGGGCCAGCACAGAUGACAGGGAGGAGAAGAAAGAGAGGCACACAGCUUGGAUGGUCAUUGGCUCGACAGUAACAGAACUGGUGUGCAUUUGUCCAGAAGCGUGUGGUGACGGUGGCGGUGGUGUGUGGAACAGAGAAGUACACCAUCAUGUCUCAGAGUCCCUGUCCGAGCGGGAUCCCUGACUGUCAACUGGUCAUGUACAAGCUGUCCACCCGGCCGGUCUACACCCAGAAGCAGAAGAUCUUCACCACCCUGCACUGGAACUGUUGUCCAGGACACAGAGGAGACAACUGCGACGACACAGAUGUGGAGGCGGGGCCCCAGCAGCAACGAGGCGACCCGCAUCGUGAGCAGAACGACUACCAGGCGUCCAUCAGUCCGCUGCACAGCACCACACAUCCCACCCAUGAUCUGAGCCACAACCCAGAACAUGCCCUCAACUCCCAUCAUACAUCACAGCAUGCCACGAAUAUGUACAACCAUCGCCAUCACCACCGCGACCACGGGCAGCAGGAGCACCGUCUUCCUGUGGUAGAGCAGGUGGUUGCUGCUGGAGACGCCCUGCUGGACCCAGAAGCCCCUGCCGCCCUUCCCGUUCACCAAAUGAUGGCCCUGGUCAUGUCCCAGCUGCAGCCGGUCCUGGAGGGCUUCAACCGCUCCCUGGAGCAGCUGAGCCAGCAGGUAGGGGAGCUGGCCCGUGACAUGGCCCAGCUGAAGAGCAGCCAGCAGGGCCCAGAGCUGCAGCAAGGGCCCCCGGAAGGCCCCGAGCUGGAUGAGGUCACAGAGGAGCACGUGGGUGCCAGGCUGGACGAGGUGUUUCAGCACAUCAGCGAGGUCCGGAGGCAAAUGGAGAGCCAGCACACAGAAAUGGAGAACAGGCUGCACACCCAGCAUGCAAUGCUGCACUACAACUUCACCAGUUUCAAGACAGACAUCGACGUGAAGCUGAAGCGCCAGCAGAAGAUGCUGCAGGCCAGCCUGCAGGCUAUGAACACCACCCUGUCUGAGCUGAGGCCAGAGGGCCCUGAGGACCAGCUGGAGGGUCAGCUCCCUACACCCUGGGCACCACAGUCUUCAGACACAUCUGUGCUCUGGGAAGCCAUUGAACGACUUGACAACACGGUGGUCAACAACACGGUGAAGGUGAGCGGGCUCAUGGAGGAUGUGGAGGUGGCUUCGGGGAGCAUCCAGCAGCUGAGGAGGGACGUGCAGAACCUGGAGCAGCAGCUCGACCAGGCGGCCCGCACCACUCAGGUCCUGUUCAUGGAGACGGGGCUGGAGGUGGAGGAUGCGAAGGUGAAGGUGCUGAGUCAGUUGAACGAGUUGGCGGGGAACCUGAGCGUGCAGGUCGAGCGGCUGCAGCAGAUGGACGAUGACGUGGACUACCUGUACACCGCUAUUUACAGGAACGGUUCGUCUGGAGACUGUGACUGUAAGGCGCUGAGGGCCGCCGUGGUCCGGCUGGAGAGGGGCCUGGCCAACGUGACCGAGCUGGCCAACGAAAACAGACUGACCCUGGACGAAGCCAGCGAGGGAUGGGCGGAGCAGUGGGGCCGGGCCAGUGACUGGGUGCUGCAGGUGGAGGCACUUCAAUAUGACCUCCAGCAGGUGAAGGAGGCUCUGGCCUCGGAGCAGAGCAGGACCAACGCUCUGGACCACAGCCUGGCCCAGCUGACCAGCUCGGUGACGGUGGCUCUGGCCCAGGUGUCGGACCUGAAGGAGACGGACGCAAAGCUGAAGGAGAAUAUGCAGCACCUGUCUGCCUCAUUCAACUCUCUGCUCCAAGACGCCAUCCGGCACAGCGACGUGCUGGAGCUGCUGCUGGGGGAGGAGGUGGUGGACUUCCUGGAGAGGCCCACCCAGGACCAGGGAGCUUACUCCAUCCUAGGCCUGCAGGAGCAGCUGAGAGGACACAACCUGAGUAUCACAUCACUGCUUGGCAGCAGACCAGGAGGCAGAGAGGAGAUGCCAUCUGCUGACCAGCCUCCCUCGUCCUCCCACCUCCCUCCUCCUGGCACAGGGAGCAGCAGCAGUGGAGGUCCAACCAGGGAGCAGCAGCUUCUCCUCCACCCCGAGCACAGCGGCGACGGCAGUGACCUGUGGAAGCUGGAGAAGACUGUGGAGAAGCUGGGGCUGAAACUGCUGCAGCUGGAGGAGAAGCCCUGCACCUGCCCGAACAUCUCCACUGGGAGAGCGGCGCCACCUGCUGGUGUGGACGCCAAACUGCAGGCGGAGGUAGUGUGGCUGAAGAGAGGGCUGGAGGAACAUCUGAGGGUGUUCAAGAAUGUGUUCAGUAACGCUGACGUGCUGGCGGCAUCAGACGCCACGCUGGAGCUCGACAAACUGUGGCAGCUGGUGAAGAGCAAAGAGAAGAAGAGAGGAGAGCGGGAGGCAACAGGAAGAGGAGAAAACCAUCGAAGCAGGAGGGACUCAUCAGGUGGUGUCCAUGUCCCGGCUGGCCUAUCAGGAGCCUCGCUGCUGUUCGUGGCUGCGUCUCCUCUGGGCGUCUCUAACGGCAGCAUUGUGUUCAAAGCAUCUCUCAACCGCGGUCAGUUCCACCCUGAUCUUGGCACCUUCACAGCCCUGGUGGACGGAGUCUACCUGUUCGUCCUCACCUUAGACCUGAAGCUGGGUCCCACUCAUGUGGUCCUGAGGAGGGAGUCGGGCAGAGCGCCACUGUCUCUACACGGUCAGGAAGUGACAGAGGCGGGGCCAGUCACACGUGUGGGCCUCCUGCUGCUGAGGGAGGGGGAGGAGGUGAGGCUGGACCUGAGGGGAGGAGCAUGGGUGGAGUCAGAGGACAAUGUGUUCGCUGGGCUGCUGCUCCACCGGACCACCUGAGGGCGCUGCGGAUCUAAGACACUGAUCAGCGAAUGGGAGGGUGGGAAGGGGCGGAGCUGCUGGGGAGCAAGUGGAGGAAGGUCAAAGGACCAAUCAGAAAAGCCAACACACGUGUGGACAGCUGAGCUGAGCCUUCUGUCACACACCAGCAGAGCUACGUACAAACCGUCGUUACACAAGGGAAGUUUUACUUCACAUAUUUCACAAGAACAAGAUAUUUGUACAUAAAGUCACCUGUAUGCAAAAUGUCUGUAAAGUCCAGUAUAGUUAUGUAAAACACAGAGCAGAAUAUUUAUGUAAAGCUGAGCGACGUGGUGGAAGUGAAAGGAUGAAAAACCUGGAACCUAAUAAACUUCAUUCGUUCCCAUUUUGAGUCAACGCGUUUUAGAUUCUCACGUAUAGACUUUGUUUCUCAGUUAACUUUCAGGGCUCUAGCUGAUUUUUUAUCUAAUAACUUGCCAGGAAAUGCAGUGUGUUGUAUACAAAGAUACAAAUACAGUCUCAUAACUACAAGAUGCUGUACACAUGAACUGCUGGAGGAGAAUACAAGAUGUAAAAACCUGACCCAGCAAAGUGAGCAUUUACCCUCUGACGGGGACAAACAGUCAGCGUCCGUUCAGCGGCUGCUCAUGAUGAUCUUCAUCAGCAGUUGUCAGAGAAGGAAGACAUUUAAGUUGUUGAGCCUCAAACCUGUUGACUGGUAACUGAGAUUAAAAAUAAAAACGAUGUAUUGGCUGAAACCUGUUCCUCAGAACAUAGAACUACUGUGAAACCUCUGAACAUCAUCAUCAACAAUAAGC
Monopterus albus (swamp eel) is the source of this 4545-nucleotide messenger RNA. It is a transcript of the gene mmrn2a, whose product is annotated as multimerin 2a. Gene Ontology annotation, molecular function: protein binding. Bases 1052 to 3745 code for a protein of 897 amino acids. The record is from RefSeq and is a predicted model, not a curated record. NCBI's taxonomy places the organism in Eukaryota, Metazoa, Chordata, Actinopteri, Synbranchiformes, Synbranchidae. The transcript is spliced from 10 exons.